This is a messenger RNA of Anopheles cruzii, 2635 nucleotides long. RefSeq names its product semaphorin-1A (gene Sema1a). The record is from RefSeq and is a predicted model, not a curated record. Lineage: Eukaryota; Metazoa; Arthropoda; Insecta; Diptera; Culicidae. Gene Ontology annotation, molecular function: semaphorin receptor binding; chemorepellent activity. Gene Ontology annotation, biological process: positive regulation of cell migration; negative chemotaxis; axon guidance. The coding region runs from base 31 to 2544 and encodes 837 amino acids. The transcript has 20 exons.
GGUCAGCUGCUGGUCGGCGUGCUCGUCGUGAUGGUGUUUGUUGUUGGUGACUUAUGUGCCUGGCAGGAAAACGUUCGACCGAAGCUCUACGUCUCGCUAGCCGACAAGGAGUACCUGAGGUUCCAGGGGAAUGAAUCAACGAGCGACUACUUCAAGCUGGUGCUGCGCGAUCCGAACUCCAACAGUCUGCUUGUGGGCGCGAGAAACAUUGUCUACAAUCUCAGCAUUUACGACCUCGGCGAGCUGACGCGGCUCUCGUGGUACUCCUCCGACGACGACAUCAAGAUGUGCAUCGUGAAGGGCAAGGACGAGGACGUCUGUCAAAACUACAUCCGAGUGCUGGCGGUCCCAUCGCAAGGGGCCCUGAUGAGCUGCGGGACGAACGCGUUCCGGCCGCUCUGCCGGAUAUACUCCAUCAAUGGCAACAACUACACGGUGGAGACGGAAAAACCGGGCCAGGCAAUGUGCCCCUACGAUCCGACGCACAACUCGACGGCCGUGUUCGUGGAUAACGAACUCUACUCGGGAACCGUGGCCGAUUUCAGCGGGCUGGACCCCAUCAUCUAUCGGGAGCAUCUGCAAACGGAACAGCACGACAGCCUCAGUUUGAACGCGCCCAACUUCGUCGGCUCGUUCACCCAGGGCGACUUCGUGUACUUCUUCUUCCGCGAGACAGCCGUCGAGUUCAUCAACUGUGGCAAGUCCAUAUUUAGUCGGGUGGCGCGCGUCUGCAAGUGGGAUAAAGGUGGUCCGAGCCGGCUGAAGAAUCGAUGGACAUCCUACCUGAAGUCGCGCCUUAACUGCUCCAUGCCCGGGGACUUCCCGUUCUAUUUCGACGAAAUUCAAUCCACCAGCAAUCUCGUCGAAGGGCGGUACGGGCAUGCCAACUCGAAGCUGAUCUACGGCGUGUUCUCCACAUCGCCCAACGCCAUUGCAGGCUCAGCGAUUUGUGCAUUUUCACUGCAGGAUAUCUCCGAUACGUUCGAGGGCAACUUUAAGGAGCAAAGCGGACUGAACUCGAACUGGCUGCCGGUUAACCCGCUCAAUGUACCGGAUCCGAGGCCCGGCUCCUGCCACAACGACUCCCGGACGCUGCCCGAUCUGACGCUCAACUUCAAAAAGACCCAUUCGCUAAUGGACGAGACCGUGCCCGCAUUUUUCGGAUCACCUCUCCUGACGCGUGUCAGUACGAUGUAUCGGUUCACCACCAUCGCCGUUGAUCCGCAAAUAAAAACGCCCGGCGGCAAGACGUACGACGUCGUUUUCGUUGGCACAGAUCACGGCAAAAUCCUGAAAACGGUCAACGCAGAGUCGGCCGACUCGAACAAGAAAGUUACGACGGUGGUCAUCGAGGAAAUCGAUGCACUGCAGACGAACGAGCCGAUCCGGACGCUGGAAAUCGUCCGCACCAUGCAGUACGACACGGCAAAGGACGGAAGUUAUGAUGACGGAAAAUUAAUUAUAGUCACCGAUACGACCGUGCUGGCGAUUAAAUUACACCGCUGCAGCAGCGAGAAGAUAACAAGCUGCAGCGAGUGCGUGGCACUGCAGGACCCGUACUGCGCCUGGGACAAAAUCGGAGGCAAGUGCCGGUCACACGGCGCCCCCCGGUGGUCGGAGGAGAACAUGUUCUACCAGAGUGUGGCCACCGGCGACCACGCAGCGUGUCCGUCGGGCAAGAUGGCAAAGGAUCCCGGAAGCCCGGUCGAACGGCAAGGAUACCGAGGAGGAGAUUUCGAGUACGAUCCGCAACGACCGUACCGUGAUCAGCCGGCCGAUAAGAUUCAGUUCAACUCGGAAAACUAUAACGACAAGGGGCCCCAGAUUACGCCCGAUCUGAUAAACGCCCAGUACACGGUGGAGACGCUCGUGAUGGCCGUGCUGGCCGGGGCCAUAUUUGCGCUGCUAGUCGGCUUCAUCACCGGCUACUUCUGUGGCCGCCGGUGCCACAAAGACGAGGACGACAAUCUGCCCUAUCCGGACACCGAGUACGAAUACUUCGAACAGCGUCAGAAUGUUAAUCGAAUACAAGCCGAACCGAAGCUGCUGCCGCAGGUCGAAGAAGUGACGUACGCCGAGCCGGUGCUAUUACCUCAACCGUCUAGUCAGAACAAGAUGCAGCAUUCGCCAAAAAAUACGCUAAGAAAGCCGAUGGGCCACCACCACGGCGUCAACUCGGAAACCCUGUUCCAGUUCCAGCCGGACAGCUACAACAACGCGCGGGAUAAUUAUCGAGGCCGGGACAACUUCGGCACGCUACGAUCGCACCAGGGUGAUAAUUAUCGUCGCGGUGACGGAUUUUCAACGACAAGAAGUGUCAAAAAAGUCCUUAACUCAAACACUCGUAACAGAAGUCUCGGUCGCAUGAAACGGCAGCCGCCCCGACAUGGCAUGGUAACUCAACACCGUUCCGACAGUCCGCACCAUUCCAGCUCCGGUUCUUCCCCUGUCAUGUCCAACAGCAGCUCGAGUCCUGCGCCUCCAUCCAGCAGUCCCAGCCCGCAGGAGAGCCCCAAGAACUGCAGCUACAUCUACCGGGAUUGAUUAAGAAACAGGCCCCAGCAGCAGCAGCAACAGCAACAGCAGCAACAACACCCCGCUACGAGCGCAUCUUAUCCGGCGCUCGUCGACCGUG